Messenger RNA from Ostrinia nubilalis (European corn borer), 1720 nucleotides. It is a transcript of the gene Tdh, whose product is annotated as L-threonine 3-dehydrogenase, mitochondrial. Gene Ontology annotation, molecular function: L-threonine 3-dehydrogenase activity. Bases 61 to 1089 code for a protein of 342 amino acids. Gene Ontology annotation, biological process: L-threonine catabolic process. The transcript is spliced from 4 exons. The record is from RefSeq and is a predicted model, not a curated record. NCBI's taxonomy places the organism in Eukaryota, Metazoa, Arthropoda, Insecta, Lepidoptera, Crambidae.
CAACCAGUCACUAUUUGCCUCACACGUAGAGUAAUCGUGCGCCCGCGCAGGCCCUACACGAUGCUAUUGAGAAACCUGUACAGAAAUGCAGUUAGGUGUAACAUUAGAUUUUAUUCUGGACAUUCAGUUUAUAACAAGCCCCCGAAAAUACUUAUAACUGGAGGACUAGGUCAACUCGGAGUCGAGUGCGCGAAGUACCUCCGCCACAAAUAUGGCAAAGAAAACGUCCUACUGUCAGACAUCAUCAAGCCAUCACAGGAAAUCGUCAACGACGGACCUUACCUUUUCGUAGACAUUCUAGACUUUAAGGGCCUCCAGAAAAUAGUUGUGAACCACAGGGUGGACUGGCUAAUCCAUUUCUCAGCUCUUUUGAGUGCCAUAGGAGAACAGAAUGUUCCUUUAGCUGUACGAGUGAAUAUAGAAGGAAUGCAUAACGUAAUAGAGCUAGCGAAACAGUAUAAUCUAAGGGUGUUUGUCCCUAGUACGAUUGGAGCCUUCGGACCAGAUUCCCCUAGGAAUCCCACGCCAAACAUUACUAUACAAAGACCUAGAACAAUUUAUGGUGUGUCGAAGGUGCACGCUGAACUAUUAGGAGAAUAUUAUUAUUACAAAUUUGGAUUGGACUUCCGUUGCUUGAGGUUCCCAGGAGUAAUUUCAAGCGACCCUCCUGGCGGAGGGACAACAGACUACGCCAUCGCAAUCUUCCACGACAUGCUGCGCAAAGGACAGUACCAAUGCUACCUGAAGCCCGACACGCGGCUUCCCAUGAUGCACGUCAAUGACGCGCUUCGUGCCCUCUCAGAGUACCUGGAGGUUCCCAACGAGAGACUGACCAGGCGCGUCUACAACGUUACCUCUAUGAGCUUCACUCCCGAAGAACUUGUGGAGGCCAUGGCGAAGUACAUGCCAGAAAUGAAAAUCACAUACCAACCUGAUAGUAGACAAGAAAUUGCGGACUCCUGGCCCCAAGUGUUCGACGACAGCGAAGCCCGACGCGAUUGGAACUGGAAGCCCGACGUGGACCUGGAUCAGCUAGUCCAGCUCAUGGUGAAAGAAGUCAAAGAGAAGAUAGCAGCGAACGGGUUCUAGAUUUAAUUGAUAAUCCAGAGGGCGCCCGGCGCUACUUUAGAGCGGGAUACAAAGUCACAUGGAUGGGUGAAUAAUUUUUCAAGGCAUAGCUUGUGAUUUGAAUUGAAAGGAACGAUACAGACCUAGUUUCAGAAUGAGAUUACACGGUUCUAUAUUGGCUCACAUAAAAUUCUAAAUCCUAUUCUUUGUCUUACUACCGAUUUCUGUUCAUAAUAAUCUCUCUUCAUAAUUUUAUUUUUCAUACUUUUUUUAUUCAUACAUUUUUAUUACUACCAUCGGAGCUCAUAACAGUUAGUAAUCAUAAUUUUUUUAUCAAUACCGUUACUACCAAGAACCAUUUAAAAUACAUAAUUUUUAUUUUCAGAUCUUUUUUCUUCAUAACAUUCAUUGAUCAUAUUGUUUUAAUUAAUAAUGUUGUUACUAAGAACAUACUUCAACUCAUAAUGUUGUUGUUCAGAAUAAUUUACUUUAUAACAGACAUACUCGUAUCUUUAAAAAAAUCAUAUAUAAUUUAAUAGAGUAGAGAAGCAUGCAGAUCAUGCAGCAUGAAAGCAAGCAUGCAGCAUGCAUUGGUAUCUCCUCGUCUCCGGCGCUGCGGGAUGUGCAGCCCUUCCGCCCUUGCGUAACGAGG